Molecule: messenger RNA, 763 nt
Organism: Hordeum vulgare subsp. vulgare (domesticated barley)
Lineage: Eukaryota; Viridiplantae; Streptophyta; Magnoliopsida; Poales; Poaceae
Product: GPI-anchored protein LLG1-like
Exons: 3
Coding region: 142-645 (167 amino acids)
Source: RefSeq, a predicted model, not a curated record
AUAUCCGCACCACACACUAGUCCACUACAGAACAGAACAGAGUGCCAAACCAUCAUCGCGUCCUGGGCAGCCUGCGCAACUUGACCGUGGAGCUGUGGUGCUCGCCCAAGAACGGAACCACCCGCUGAAGAGGCUCCAACGAUGGCGCUGACCCGGCUGUUCAUCUUCCUCUUCCUCGCCGCCGUCCUGGCCAGACUCGCCUCCUCCUCUGCGUCUCCCUUCAUGUCUGACAUCGUAUAUCAGGCCAGCACCGGAUCUACCGGGAGGAGCUUGCUGCAGACCAAGAAUGACUGCCCUAUAAGCUUCGAGAUCCAGAACUACACGAUCCUCACAAGCAAGUGCAAAGCGCCAUAUUACCCUCCUCUUGAAUGUUGUGACGCUUUCAAGGAAUUUGCAUGCCCAUUUGCCGUGUAUAUCAACAACCAGAGCACUAACUGUGGAGACACGAUGUUCAGCUACAUCAUCAUCCGUGGCUACCCGAAAGGCUUGUUCGCCGACGAGUGCCUAAAUGGAAAGGAAGGGGUUUCUUGCGAAGGCAUCCCAGAAAUAGGCACCGACGUGCCAAGUGGUGGGCGCCUAGUUCAAGGGGUUUCAAGUUAUUUGGUUUUGCUCUUGUGUGGACUAGGAGCAUUGUUGUUCCUUUGAGUACCAUACCUUGGACUUCUUCAAAGAUGGCGUGUUGUCAGUUUUAAGUAGUAAGGCUUGGGAUUCAUUUGCUUCUCCUUGACACUCUCUUACAUUGCUAUAAUGUGUCCAUUUGUUA